This is a messenger RNA of Mytilus californianus (California mussel), 1824 nucleotides long. RefSeq lists its product as uncharacterized. The record is from RefSeq and is a predicted model, not a curated record. The coding region runs from base 148 to 1143 and encodes 331 amino acids. The transcript is spliced from 9 exons. Lineage: Eukaryota; Metazoa; Mollusca; Bivalvia; Mytilida; Mytilidae.
GUCGACCACUGGGGGAUUCUCACGACUUUUUGCGCACGAAAAUGAUUAGUUGAUUAGUGUUACAAAAGCAAACGAUGAUACUUAAAUGCAGGCCAUUCCACAUUGCAAUGAAAAUUAAGAUGGCAUAGUAAUUCAUUAAAACACAUUAUGUUUAUAUCGCCGGUUGCCAGUAUUUACCACAACAAACAUGCAACUACCACAAAUGAAAAUCGUCAUGGAAGAUCAUCUUGCAUAAACAAAAAAAGCAAUGAAAGAAGAGGUAUAUAUAAACAGCCAUCUUUUUUAAGUCGCACUAUAAUAUUGAUGGUGCUCUUACUAAAAGAUGCUUAUCAAAUAAAGGGAGCUGAAUGUUUAGUCAAUUGGAAAAUUAUAACAAAGGCUAUCGUUAUCGGGGAAGAAACCAAGUUAGAAUGUGAUAUAAGAGACACUAUUACAUGUCCGGGAAUUCCGAGAUGGACAGGCGGACCAGAAAAUCAGAUAAUAACCGUUGGUAAAUCUGUUUUCCAUCCUCAAAAGUAUGGAUUAACAAGAUCCCCUGGCAAAUACAUCUUGACAAUUCGAAACAUUGGAAAAGAAGAUCUCAACAGUCGAUAUAGCUGUCAUGUUAGAUUUUCUAAAUAUGAAGCUCUCUUAAAAGACAAAAAUCCGACUUAUAGUUUAAAGUUUGCUGAGCCCAAAUCAUUACAAGAAGACCUGAGAAUAUUUGCUAAUAUAUCAGCAUUUCCAGUAAACAGAAAUGAAAGUCAACAUGUGUGGUUGCGUUAUCCAGUAAACAAUGCAACAAACAAAAAAGAACUGCAAAUUAGCAAAAAGUUUCAAGAAAAGGUAGAAGAUGAUGGUAUCAGUUUGACAGUAAAAAAUCUGUCCAAAAGAGAUAUUAGUAUGACAUACGAGCUCCUCUAUAAUAAUGCGACAUUUUCGGCCGACGUAACACUAUCGCUGAAGAGUAAUGAUGUCAGUCACAAAAGCAGUUUUGAUCAAGUCGAACUUGAAUGGCUAUUUAUUCCAGCGGGUGUAAUAGUUCCACUUUUGUUGCUUAUCAAACAUGUUUACAGAAAAUACAAGGAGAAAAAGAAAUCUACAAGAACAAAUCAAACAACGAACAACGACGACAUACUUUUAAAGAAUGGCGAAGAAGCUUAAGCAAGUGACAUCUUCAAACAACUUUUAUAGACCGUGAAGAAUUCAGUCCAUACACAUACAUAUUUAUAUUUCUUAAACACUGUACUGAGAUAUAAAAGAUAUUUAUCAAGAAUGUUUAUGAUGACUGGAAAUCAAAUUAUGAAAAUGUUACAAAUCAUUUACUUGAAUAACGUUGAAUUCAGAGGUAAGAAUUUUCAUACCACCGCAAAUUUUUGGCGGUCGCAUAAUGUUAUGAUGUUGUCAGUGUCGGCGUCGUAUUUUAUUUUAUUUUCAGACAAUAACUUGAGAAUAAGUGUAUAGACCUCUAUGAAAUCAUACCGAAAGGUUCCAUACCACAAAAGCAAAGAUAGGAUUAAUUUUUGGGGUUAUUGUCUUAACUGUUUAGGAAUUAGGGGUCAAAAAGGGGCCAGAAACUAGUUUUUUUCUUGUUUCAGGACAAUAAUGUAUUAGUGAAUGGAUCACUAUGAAAUUGUACUACAAGGUUUCAUACCUAAAAUGAAAGGUUAGGAUUGAUUUGGGGGGUUAUGGCCUAAACCGUUUAGGAAUUAAGGUAUAAAAAAGAACCAAAAAAACUAGCAUUUCUGGUUUCCGAACAAUAACUUAAGUAUAAGUCUAUGGAAUACUAUGUAAUUCUACCACAAGGUUCCAUUCCAAAAAGGAAGGUUGGGAUUGAUUUGGGGG